Messenger RNA from Funneliformis caledonium, 339 nucleotides. NCBI's taxonomy places the organism in Eukaryota, Fungi, Glomeromycota, Glomeromycetes, Glomerales, Glomeraceae. The record is from the annotation of a GenBank genome assembly.
AUGUCCACUCAACCAAUUAUUCAAAGACGUAUAGCUCUUCCCGCUCGGGUUGAACCUAAAGUGUUCUUUGCCAACGAAAGAACCUUUCUUUCUUGGCUACAAUUUACAGUUGUGUUAGGUGGUCUUGCGAUUGGACUUCUCAACUUUGGAGAUAGAGUUGGGAAAAUCUCGGCUGCUGCGUUCACCUUUGUUGGGCCGCAAAGAUACGGAAAAGAGAAGAGGGGCCCUAUGAUGAUAGAUUUGGGCCAACAAUUCUUUGCAUUUUCCUCGGGCAGUAAUCAUCAACUUCGCACUCCGGCUUACGUCAACGUCAGGAACACAUUAGUAACAAAUUCUUAA